AUGCUCUGGAUGAAGCGAUUCCUACAAGAAUUAGGGCAAGAACAGCAUAAAGACAUUUUGCAUUGUGAUAGUCAGAGUGCGAUCCACUUGAGCAAGAAUCCAAGUUUUCACUCGAGGUCGAAGCACAUUGAUGUGCGAUAUCACCGGAUACGUGAUGUGUUGGAGUCUAAGCAAUUAUAG
Messenger RNA from Prunus armeniaca (apricot), 180 nucleotides. Lineage: Eukaryota; Viridiplantae; Streptophyta; Magnoliopsida; Rosales; Rosaceae. The record is from the annotation of a GenBank genome assembly.